Molecule: messenger RNA, 863 nt
Organism: Doryrhamphus excisus (bluestripe pipefish)
Lineage: Eukaryota; Metazoa; Chordata; Actinopteri; Syngnathiformes; Syngnathidae
Source: RefSeq, a predicted model, not a curated record
AUGGCCUUAAGACUGUUUGAAGAAAAAGAGCAUGUUGUUGCCUACAUGAAGUACAGAGUAGAGAAUCAUGAAGAAGUGAUCAACAGGAUGAUGGACUUUAUGAAACCAAAGGUGCAACAGAAGUUCAACCUUGCAGUGGAUGUUGGAUGCGGUCAUGGUAAAGGGACCAUGCUCUUGGCCCCCUACUUCGACCAGGUUGUUGGAAUAGACGUGAGUUCUGCCCAGCUGAAGAUGGCGGAGGACAAUAGCCUCUGUCCAAAUGUGACUUACAGGCAGUGUCUUGCAGAAGAACUGCCGUUUGAGUCGAGGCAGGUCGACCUUGUGACGGCCAUGAUGGCAGCCCACUGGUUUGACCGCCCGCGAUUCUUGACGGAGGUUGACCGCGUGCUGAAGCCCAAUGGCUGCCUGGCCCUGCUCGGCUUCCCAAUGAACAUGGAGCUGGAAUAUGGCAAUUCCACAAGUGUGCUUAACAACAUCUGUGAGGAGUUUUAUGCAGCUCUGCGACCUUUCACAAACCCUUAUCUGGCAUCCUCCUUGUCAAAGAUCUACUUCGAAAUGUUUGAAUCUUGCACCUAUCCAGAUAAAGAGUGGAAUGACUGUCUAAGAGUUAACCGCAUGGUGACAGUAAACAGUUUCAUCGGCAUGGUCGAAACUGCCACCGGGUACCAGAAAUUGAAGCUCCAGGAUGCUGCUGAGGCCAAACGCCUUUCUGACAACAUUAGGAACAAGCUGCUGGCCGCCAUGCAGGUCUCCUCGGCAGAAGCAGAGCUCACCAUGGUGCUGUCAUAUAGACCAGUGGCUCUCCAAUAGUGGGGUGCCAUAAUUAACCACAUCAAAUUUCAUGUACAGAAGAACUGCCGUUC